Messenger RNA from Achroia grisella, 1690 nucleotides. RefSeq names its product synaptotagmin-10-like. The coding region runs from base 1 to 1494 and encodes 497 amino acids. Gene Ontology annotation, biological process: regulation of dopamine secretion; cellular response to calcium ion; regulation of calcium ion-dependent exocytosis. Gene Ontology annotation, molecular function: phosphatidylserine binding; calcium-dependent phospholipid binding; clathrin binding. The record is from RefSeq and is a predicted model, not a curated record. Gene Ontology annotation, cellular component: membrane. The transcript has 11 exons. NCBI's taxonomy places the organism in Eukaryota, Metazoa, Arthropoda, Insecta, Lepidoptera, Pyralidae.
AUGGGCGUCCCGCGAUACGGUACUACGCCACCCGGGCUAGAGCUCGAGCGCGGCAGACGACCCCACCUGUUGAUCGUCGACGACUCGAGAGAAACGCGGGCGAGCGAAGCUGCGUGGCCACCGGAAGGCUUGGAGGGCCAGUCGGCGGUGCGCGGCAGCACAGUGGACUACGCGGCGGCCCUGCUUCUAGCAGCGAUGGCCGCGGUCCUUCUGGCCGCUGUCGGUUACCAGUGUGCCGCCACGUGGCGUUGGAUUAUGGGCAGGACUAGACGCGAGUCAGAAGAUAGUAAUUGCGACUCCUUAUCUCGUCAAGCAGCCAUUCGCAUCAGCCACUCCUUGCCAGAUUUACAGACUGAACCAUUGAAGCAGGAAUAUGUCCAGGAGCACAAAGAUCAAGGAAAAAAGGUUCUCCGUCAAACCACGCUACCAAUAGUGCCGACUCGCCACCAAACGUUUCAACGUCAGCUAUCCCAUCGUCUGGAUCUACCUUCGAUACAAUUCAGCAUUUGCAGCCUUGAGAGAGCUGAUUCUUCUAUUGGGCUUAUUAAGCCGGAACUGUACAAAAACGAAUUGGUGCGUCAGUCCUCUACGGAUAGUGCCGAGUUAGAGUUUUGUGGAAAAUUACACUUCGCUUUGAAAUACGACCAGGAAGUCGAAGCUCUUGUUGUGAAGAUUUUCGAAGCCCGCGAUUUGCCAAUCAAAGACGUAACCGGUAGCAGUGAUCCAUACAUUAAAGUGUUCCUGCUUCCAGAUCGCAAAAAGAAAUUCCAAACCAAAGUCCAUCGCAAGAACUUAAACCCGGUCUUUAAUGAAACAUUCCUCUUCAGCGUACCCUAUGAAGAACUUCGCCAACGCUAUCUUCAGUUCUCCGUAUAUGACUUCGACCGGUUCAGCCGUCAUGACCUGAUUGGCCACGUGGUGCUGAAAGGUCUCCUGGAGUCAGCUGAUCUGCACCAGGAGAUCGAAUAUACAAUGAAUAUCUUAGCUGCACCACAGGAAAAGAAAGACCUCGGCGAGUUGAUGUUGUCACUGUGUUAUUUGCCCACGGCUGGGCGGCUUACCGUGACCGUGAUUAAAGGUAGAAACCUGAAGGCAAUGGACAUCAAUGGUUCAUCAGAUCCGUACGUGAAGAUCUGCCUCAUUUGCCAAGGCAAGCGCAUCAAGAAGAAGAAGACUACAGUAAAGAAGAAUACACUCUGCCCUGUCUACAACGAGGCUUUGGUCUUCGAUUUGCCUGCGGACAAUGUGUUUGACGUGACUCUGCUUGUUAAAGUUAUUGAUUAUGACAUGAUCAGUCCAAAUGAACUCAUAGGCUGCACGGCUAUAGGCUCAAGUCUGAUUGGAAUAGGCCGCGACCACUGGCUUGAGAUGUUGGACAAUCCUCGUAAGCCAGUUGCCCAGUGGUAUCCCUUGAACAAGAGCCCACCAGCAAACGUCGCGCUACCAUCGAACGAUCAGCAGAGUGUAGCACUGAACUGCUUAAAUGGAAGAUGAAGAGACGGAAAGGAAAAUAUGUAAAGUGUUAUACGAUUACCAGUACGCGAAGUAUCUUGUUGGUUAAAAUCAAGGUGAUACUAGUAGAUGUCAUCGCUUAGAUGCUCUCAAGAUGCCAAAAUAUAACUAAAUGUGACUAGGAGAUAAUGGUUGUAUGUCCAUUUAUUGUAGACGAUUCAAAAUGAAUGUUACGUGA